This is a messenger RNA of Trametes versicolor FP-101664 SS1, 1194 nucleotides long. RefSeq lists its product as uncharacterized. The coding region runs from base 1 to 1194 and encodes 397 amino acids. The record is from RefSeq and is a predicted model, not a curated record. The transcript has 2 exons. NCBI's taxonomy places the organism in Eukaryota, Fungi, Basidiomycota, Agaricomycetes, Polyporales, Polyporaceae.
AUGGCUGUUCUUCCUCGUUCGAGCGGCGCCCCCGGGACCGACGGCCAGAUCAGCAGUCCUCGGGUCGCUACGCGCACCGUAGUCGGCAUGGUACUCGGGAUCUUGUGCUUGUUCACUAUGGUCCUUAGCUACCAACUUAUGUCCUGCCCUUGCAGGAGAAGGAAGGCUAAGGCUGCGAAACACCGCACCCCCCGCACAUCCCCAUCCACCCACACUCCUUCGAAGAAACCCACACGCUCCUUUAUCGACUUGAAGCGCCUCUAUCAGAACGCCCGAGAGCGCUUCCACCGCACACACGCCCCGGCGCUCGGAGAGAAGCAGUCUCUCGGCACUAGCUCGCCGCGCGGCGUGACUUUGCGGUCGCUCUUCCUCGCGGCUACCAAACCUCUCAGAGCUGCGCUGCAUCGUACCAAGGAGGAGCAAUCCUCUCCCUCCGACGACACCGCCCGACCACCUAACCUCCGCGAGCGGCGGGCUCUUCGCUCGCUCUACCUCAACACCCGCACACCCACUACUCCAACCACCAAGCGCUAUCCUUGCAACCCGCCAACCACUCCGACCACCCCCACAAGGAAGAGGAUGGCGGGGCUGCUUCAUCUGAGUAUCGGCGGGUCGCCAGACUCCCCCGACACACUCUCACCAUUCACCCCGCGGAAUACGCAGUCCCGCCGGCUCUACCAGAAGCUCAACGACACCGCGUACUCGGACUGGUCGAACGAAGAGUCCUACCGCACCGAGCGCCCCAUCUCUGCGCUUAUCUCCCCGUGGUUCCCGAGCGAGUAUGAGUUCCCGUACCCAUCACUCCACUCACCAGGUUUGACACCUGCGACUCCGCCACCGCUGUAUCCCCCGCCGCCCGCGUACAUCCCCGAGGUUCCCCUGCGGUCUCCCGGAGGUGUGGCGGAUUCUCCCGGACGUCGCGCGGAGAUGACGGAGAUGAAGCGCGAAUCUCCUCCGUUGGUGAUGCCCAUGUCGCCGAUCGUGUCAACGCUCACAGAAGAAAUUGCGAGCGACAUCGUCGCGUGGACUGCGCUGCACGAGAGCCCGUCUGGGGUCGGAGCGCUGCCAGAGCAUCGAGUCGACGGCGUCUUCGUCAUUGCGAACGAGGACUCCGAGGACGAGGCAUCAAACAGGGACAGCAUGUCGACAGUCUACACCCAGGAAUCGGGGACGUGGGAGGCGUUUGAAGAAUAA